Messenger RNA from Dentiscutata erythropus, 225 nucleotides. Lineage: Eukaryota; Fungi; Glomeromycota; Glomeromycetes; Diversisporales; Gigasporaceae. The record is from the annotation of a GenBank genome assembly.
AUGGGUGGCGUGGGUGAUAGUACUGAAGCUUCCCAAGAGGAAACUACGCAAAAUUCCGGAUACAGACAUAUAAACACUGCAUCAAAAUAUGGCAAUGAAGAGGACAUUGGAAUUAGAAUUAUCAAAAGUGGUAUUCCGCGUGAUCAAAUUUUUAUUACUACAAAAAUCUGGGAUAUGGGUAUGAAAUACAAAAGAAUUUUAGAAAUUGCUCUUGAUCAUUCAUGA